Molecule: messenger RNA, 705 nt
Organism: Microthlaspi erraticum
Lineage: Eukaryota; Viridiplantae; Streptophyta; Magnoliopsida; Brassicales; Brassicaceae
Source: the annotation of a GenBank genome assembly
AUGAGUUCCAUCAACACCGGAACAGUUGAAAAUGUUGAGUUCUCGAUCCAAAACCUAAUCAAGAGUUGGUGCAGACGGCGAAAAUGGCUACAACUCUGCUUCUUCUCCUCAAAACAACAACAGCAACAAGAAGACGUUAUUUCCAUCGAACCACAAUGGAGAAUCUCUUUAUCAGAGUUCCUAGAGUCAUACCAAGUUCACCUUUUCACCAUCUUUUUGCUCUCUCUCGACAUCAUUUUAAUGUCCCUCGAACUAUCUUCGUCUCUGAUCUCCUGCACAUCAGUCAACAAAACCAAAACCGAGAACCAAUGGUUCCGUUGGGGAGGAACCGCGAUCCUGAGCAUUCUUGCUGCUAAAUCCAUGGUUCUAGCUGUUGCUAUGGGGAAAUCUUUCUUCAGACAACCUGGUUGUGUACUGGACGGUUCGGUUGCGAUUAUAGCUCUGAUUCUCCAAGUGCUUGUCGACAAGAAAGGUGCCGGUUUCAUCGUGGUGGUGAGCUUAUGGCGGGUUCUGAGAGUUGUGGAGACAGCGUUCGAGCUAAGUGAUGAAGCCAUUGAAGUCCAGAUAGAUGGAAUCAUGAGCCAGUUUCAAGCUCUUAGUAAAGAGAACAGAUCAUUACUAGAGACUCUUGCAGAGAAAGAUGAAGUCAUCAAGAAGCUAGAAGAAGACCUAAAUCGAUACAAAGAAAAUGUUGAUAUUAUGUAA